This is a messenger RNA of Fraxinus pennsylvanica, 1050 nucleotides long. NCBI's taxonomy places the organism in Eukaryota, Viridiplantae, Streptophyta, Magnoliopsida, Lamiales, Oleaceae. The record is from the annotation of a GenBank genome assembly.
AUGAACUCGAAUUCUCCGUCAACGAGUACGGGAGGACCUGGAUCAGCCGAUUCAACAGCGCCCAGAAGGAAUUCCAAGCGACCCAAAUAUUCAAAGUUUACUCAACAAGAACUUCCAGCAUGCAAGCCUAUUCUAACACCUAAAUGGGUGAUUUCAGCUUUCUUGCUUGUUAGCAUAGUCUUUAUUCCCAUUGGAAUUGUCUCGCUAUUCGCUUCCCAGGAUGUUGUUGAAAUUAUUGAUCGAUAUGAAACUGAUUGCAUUCCUUUAGAUUCAAGAAAUGAUAAAGUUAGAUUUAUACAAAGCCCAGUAGAUAAAACCUGCAACAGAAGUCUGACAGUUCGCAAACACAUGAAACAGCCCAUUUAUGUAUAUUAUCAGCUUGACAAUUUCUACCAGAAUCAUCGCAGGUAUGUGAAGAGCCGAAGUGAUCAGCAAUUGAGAAAUCCAGGAAAUGAGGAUGACACAAGUGCCUGUAAGCCUGAAGAUACUGCCCAUGGGAUGCCAAUUGUGCCUUGCGGUCUUAUAGCCUGGAGCCUGUUCAAUGAUACUUACGACUUCACCCGCAACAACCAGCCGGUGACCAUAAACAAGAUAGGUAUCUCGUGGAAGAGUGAUAGAGAUCACAAAUUCGGCAAAAAUGUCUACCCAAAGAACUUUCAGAAUAAUACUCUAGUCGGUGGAGCACGUCUUGAUGCAAAUAAAUCAUUGAGUGAGCAAGAGGACCUUAUUGUUUGGAUGCGAACUGCAGCACUUCCAACUUUCAGAAAACUGUAUGGGAAAAUAGAGGUGGAUCUUCAGGCCGGCGAUGUCAUUAAUGUGGAAUUGCAAAAUAAUUAUAACACUUAUAGUUUCAAUGGCAAGAAGAAACUCGUCCUUUCUACCACGAGCUGGCUUGGAGGAAAGAAUGACUUUCUUGGUAUUGCAUAUCUUGCUGUGGGUGGUUUGUGCUUCUUUCUCUCCAUGGUUUUCACAAUUAUUUAUCUGGUUAAGCCAAGGAAACUUGGAGACCCAUCUUAUUUGUCAUGGAACCGCAACCCAGGAGGUCGCUAA